UGGAAUUUCAGCCCAAGGCCCAGUAUCUUUUAGGGCCGGCGUUGUGCUCUAACCAAUCCCCUGUCUCCUAGGCCCUGGCGCUGCGCGAGGUCGAGCCAUAGACGGCGGCGGCGGGCGGGCGGGCAGCCGGAAGCGAGCAGCAGUCAACACCGGCAGGUGGCGGUCGCGCAGCGCCACAGAGGGAAGUCGGGUGAGGCCGUGAGUCAGCAGAUUGGCGACCGGAGAAAGGGGGAUCGGGCAUCGCCAAAUCGGAUACUCGUUUGGGCGAUUACUCCCUCGUGUCGACCAUUGGAACAGGAUUGCACAAGGCGAGGAGCUUCAGGCCUCAUCCGACACUUUACUCUCCCUAUGACACUGGACCCCACUUGUCAUCCCUAACCUCCAGCUGCUUGUGUGAUAAGGGAGGCAACAGGCAAGGAGAGCUUGACGCCUCGACAGGAGCAAGCAGGGUCAGGGAGGAGCAGAGAUUCUUGGCGUGGUAGUUCCGGUGCUUGGCGUGAAGUGAAGUGGAGAAUGAAACAUGCUGUUGGACUACUCGAUGGAGAGAGUAGGAAGGAAAAAAAGCUUCCAGCUUCUUUGCAUCUCGCUGGGGAAAAUGGAUUGAGAGGAGAGGAGAAAGGAGAUUGGCCGUGCUUGCGUGAGGGGAUUAAGCAGAGAGCAGAGGUUUUGCUGCUUGCCGCUUGCUCCCCACUUGCUCACCGAGAGGAGGGGGGCACCUCGUGUCCUCGUCCAUGGAGGAUGUGUACUUGGGGUGGGCGACGAGCUGCUGUCGGGUGAGGCCUGAAGCUCUGUGUUGUACUAGUUUUAACGGAUAGUGGGGUUUCUGGGUGAAUCAAGAUGUCUGGAAAUGAUGAUAAGUCCCAGGCUGCGGCGGACAAAAUAAAGGCAGCCACGUUAUCAGCGGCUAAGGGAUUGAGCAGGGCUCAAGCUGAGCGCGCUGCGGCUGCUGCUGCCCGCAAUGUCAAUGCCUAUGGGCAGAAGGAAGAGGGGCCAAGCCGCUGGCAGGAGAGGAAGGAAGCUAAGAGACAGAUGUAUCUGAUGAGUACAGAGAAGGCUGCGAUACUGGGUACUGUGAAGCCAAAAGCUCCAGAAGCUUCUUCUGGUGGGGCAUAUACCCAAUGUCAGAAGUGUUUCCAGCAUGGUCACUGGACCUACGAGUGCAAAAACGAGCGGGUGUAUAUGUCACGUCCCUCCAGAACGCAGCAGCUUAAGAAUCCCAAGUUGAAGAAAAGUGUACCGCCGGUUUCUUAUCAGUUCGAGAAUCCUGAUCUUAUAAAGGAGAGGGAAGCUGAGAAGAAGUUGAUGAAAGAAAAGAGGAAGAAGGAAAAAUCUGAAAGAAGAAAGGGAAAGAGUAAGAGGAAGCAUCGUUCACCGAGUGAUUCUGAUAGCAAUAGAAGUGAUGCUUCAGUGUUUGACUCUGGCUCUGAAUCAUCAGCGACUGGCUCUGAAUAUUCUUCCGGAAGCAGUUCAAGUUACAGCUCCUCCGACUCGGAGGACAAGAAGCGGCAACACAGGAGGAAGCAAAAGAAGCGAAGGCACCAGAGGGACAGCACAUCAUCAGCUUCAUCUGAAUCUGAAUCUGCCUCAGACAGCGAUUCUGAUGAUAGCAGAAGCAGGAGGAAGAAUAAAAGGAGGAGCGGUGGUAGGCGCUGAGUUCGAAGAACUGGAGAAGGCAAUGUGGAUGUUGAAUAUCAUGAUAUACUUUUGUUCAAUUCACGACUAUCUUCUUCUUCAGACCUGCAUGUGCCGGGCGUUCUCCAAGAAACAAAUGUUGCAUUUGCUUUCCUGAAUGCUAGAACUGAUAUAUUUCCCUGUACUAUGAAAGUGCCUAAAGCUCUGGGUGUUCCUAUUCUAUGGUAUUUGUGAGAACCAUUGAAUCCUGUAACAAUAUUCGCCUAUGAAUUUCAAAAUUUGGCGAGCUUAUCAUCCUGAUAGUUAUUUUUGUUAUAUCAUUAUUAAAAUCUUGGGCUCA
Panicum virgatum (switchgrass) is the source of this 1972-nucleotide messenger RNA. Its product is annotated as zinc finger CCHC domain-containing protein 10-like. NCBI's taxonomy places the organism in Eukaryota, Viridiplantae, Streptophyta, Magnoliopsida, Poales, Poaceae. The coding region runs from base 838 to 1653 and encodes 271 amino acids. The record is from RefSeq and is a predicted model, not a curated record. The transcript is spliced from 4 exons.